Hemicordylus capensis (graceful crag lizard) is the source of this 4789-nucleotide messenger RNA. RefSeq lists its product as uncharacterized. The coding region runs from base 839 to 4678 and encodes 1279 amino acids. NCBI's taxonomy places the organism in Eukaryota, Metazoa, Chordata, Lepidosauria, Squamata, Cordylidae. Gene Ontology annotation, molecular function: GTP binding; protein binding. The record is from RefSeq and is a predicted model, not a curated record. The transcript is spliced from 5 exons.
UGCUGGAGCGCAGGGUCCAGGCAGUGGGCGCGCGCCAGGUGCAUUCGGAGUGGGGCCUUCCUGAGUCAACCUGGAACGAACUGAGUGCACACAUCCCAAAACCUGUGAGCGCGCGCACGUGCACACGCCCGGCCCGCGAGGGAACAGUCAGUGGUGUUGCCGCUUUGCAGCCCGCUGGAGGAGGACGGAGCCCCAGAAGGCAGCAGGCAGCCCUCUGGGGGGGAGAUUGUGCCCCAGACCCCGGCUGGGCUCAGCCCGGCCGGCCCCCUCUGGAAGGGAAGCCCGGCUGCUCACUUGCUCAGAAGUGUUGCUUGGGGAUUCCAGAAGCGAGCAGGGUGCUGACUGUGGUUGAGAGGGAAAGGCACUCUGCACGCCCUCAGAGGCAGCCCUGGAUUGUUUACCACCUCACCUUUCCCAGAAACAAAAGGCUUGAGGACUUAAUGGUUGUUCACAGGAAUGAUUAUUUCAGAUUGCGACUCCUGCUUUGGGUCAGGGAAACAUCUGUUUUGUUUCUUGUCCUAUGGAAACUGCUUUGGGAACACUUGUGGGAAAGUUAAGAAAAUUUUUGAAAGAGUGAGCAAUGGCUUUAUGGAAAGAGAUGUGGCAAUCCUUUCUCAAUAUCUCAGCGUGGGUUUUGCCUCGCUGUGAACUUUCAUUACUGCACAGAUAAAGGGGCCUGUGGUUAGAAGCAGAUUUCUACCAAGAGAGGCAUUCCCCACACUCCGUGCAACAAGUCCUCGAGAGUGCAAGCAACUGAGUGACUUGCAGACGAAAGGAGGUUCAGCAGACACCUCCCUGCCUUUCUUCAAUUAGAGGGAGAGUGACUUAGAAGGGAGCCAUGGGCCAGUUGGACGACUCAAUUGAGAUGUCAGCUCUGGGCCGCCCCUUCCAGCUGGGGAUGCUGUAUGACUGCCGGAGCGACUCCCUCAUCCCAGGGAUCACCCUCUGGGAUCUGGGAUCACUUCAGAAGGACUUGUGUGUCAAACCACAGCCCAAAACAGAAUCCGAGAUCAUCGCGUCUGACACCAUUGAUGACAAGGCCUCUGCCCUCAACGUCUCAGCAUCGCUCAAGGCCAGUUUCCUGGGGGGGCUGAUUGAAGUGGGAGGAUCAGCCAAAUACUUUCGUGACACCAAGAAGUCCAAACAACAAGCCAGAGUCACUCUGCAGUACAAAACCACCACUAAGUAUGAGCAACUGACUAUGAGCCAUCUGGGAACCCAAAAUGUCUCCUACCCAGCCGUCUUUGAUCAAGGCACAGCCACCCAUGUUGUCACAGCAAUCCUAUAUGGAGCUCAGGCUUUCUUUGUAUUUGACCAAGAAGUUUCUUCUACUGAGAGUGUACAAGACAUACAAGGAAGCCUCAAAGUUACAAUUGGGAAGAUCAUCUCUAUCACAGGGCAAGCAGAACUUGAGAUGAAUGAGAAGGAAAAAUCUCAUACUGAGAACUUUAGCUGCAAAUUCCAUGGAGAUUUCUGUCUGGAGAGCAACCCAGUGACUUUCAAAGAUGCCAUGACGGUCUACGCCACUCUGCCCAAAAUGCUGGGUCAGGAUGGGGAGAAGGCAGUGCCUGUCACGGUCUGGCUGUACCCACUGACCAAGCUGGAUUCCAGAGCAGCUAAGCUGGUACGUGAGAUCAGCUUAGCACUGAUCUUUGAUGCCCAAGCAGCCAUGGAGCAGCUGGCCGAAAUCAACAUGCGAUGCAAUGACCUGGCAAAGAAUCCUAUUGCUGACACUUUCCCAGAAAUCAGGAGGAAAAUCAAGCAGUUCAAGGAUCUGUGCAAGCAGCAGAAGCAGAUUUUCCAGAAGGAGCUGGCGGGAAUCUUGCCUUCAAUCCGUGGAGGAGGGAAAGAGGAAAGAGCCCUGGUGGACAUCCUAACAGCGAUAAACCAGUCACCCUUCAACAGCCAGAGACUCACGGAAUUCCUGGACACCAAGGAACGAGAGAUGAAUUUUGUGAAAUCCUACCUUUCUAUCCUAAAGGGGAUAGAUAUAAUCUCCUCCCAGAACAAACUAGAAGAAGUAGUGUUUGACCCUGAAAAUCAAUUUGUGGUUUCAUUUACCUUCACUUCUUUACAUGAUGAGGAACCCUUCUUAGCCAGCUUGCAAGACUGCCUUCAGAAGCAAUGUGUCCAGAAAAUGGCUGGUCCCUCUACCGUCGGAUCAGUGCCAGAGAAAUGCAAGGCCUGGUUUCAAGACAAAGGGAGGAACCGAAAUGCUCGGACGGCUGCCAAAGCCGUUUAUGACUUUGCCAGUAUCAAUAAAUCCAAUGGGAAAGUCAAGUAUGUUGUGGCCUCUGUCCCGGAUGAGGAUAACCCUGGAGCUUCCAUUUACCUCUAUGAAGAAGCAGAGCUCGUCAGCAGGAACGUUGAGCUGCCCCCCAAACCUCUCCCUCCCCUGAUUGGUGAGAUUGGACAUGACAGUGUGCAGCUGACAUUUCAACCAGCUGACUAUGGGAGGGCCAAUAUCUCCAGCUAUUGGGUGGAGUACAGGAUUGCAGGAGAAGAAAACUGGAUGACUGUGGAGACAGAAGAUAGCCAGGAGACAUUCCUAGCAACAGGUCUGCACCUAAACACUGAGUACCAGUUCAGAUAUGCUGCAAAGAGCAAACCUGGCCUCAGCGAGAGCAGCAGCAUGAGCAAAUCGGUGAAGACACUUCCCACAAGUCCUCCUGGAAAACCCAAAAUGGUAUUGGUUGACUCUUCCAGAAUUUCUCUUGCUUGGGAUGGUCCAAAGGUCACUGGCGUGGGAGUCCUUAUACAGGAUUACAAACUGGAGUAUAGAGAGGUGUUGGGAGAGGAAGAUCCCAAGGGCAAAUACCCCUGGGCUGAACAAAGGACAGGGCGGAAAUCAGAGUCCUCUCACGUUGAGAAGCUGAAGCCACAGACGGCCUAUUGGUUCCGAGUGUCAGCAGUGUGUGCGGAUGAAGCCACAAGUGCCCCCAGCGAGGAGGUGGAGAUUUGGACACAACGGGAGGAAGAGGAAGGGUCCCAAAGAAUUGCCCUGAAAUAUCUCCAAAAAAGCACCAAAGUGAAGGAUGAGGACCCAUCUGUCUAUGCUCUACCACUGGAAGAGGCCACUUCAGACAUGUCAGGAUCUUGUCUGACAUACCAGCUUGGAGAAGAGAACUUGAAAGUCCCCAACAAAGUGAUCAUGGUGAUGGGAGCAACAGGGUCAGGAAAAACCACCCUCAUUAAUGGGAUGAUCAACUAUAUCCUGGAUGUCCAGUGGAGAGACCACUUCCGAUUCAAACUGAUUCAUGAAAUGACCAACAGAAGCCAAGCUGAAAGUCAAACAUCAGAAGUGACAGCCUACGUGGUGAAUCAUCAGAAGGGUUUCAAAGUCCCCUAUUCCCUCACUAUCAUCGACACCCCAGGAUUUGGGGACACAAGAGGAAUAGAGCAUGACAAAUUGAUUACCCAGCAAAUCCGGGAGUUUUUCUCCACUCCGGGGGGCACUGACCACAUUGAUGCCAUCUGUAUCGUAGUCCAGGCUUCCUUUGCUCGUUUAACUCAUGCCCAGAAAUACGUGUUCGACUCGGUGCUCUCCAUUUUCGGGAAGGAUAUCAAGGACAAUAUCCAAGUCCUGAUCACAUUUGCAGAUGGGCAGAAACCCCCCGUUCUAGAGGCCAUUAUGCAAGCUGACGUGCCAUGUGCGAAAGAUGCCAAGGGCACCCCUGUUCACUUCAAAUUCAAUAAUUCAGCUCUCUUUGCCCACAAUCCCGUAGGGAGUGAAGGAGAUAGCUUUAAUUUUGAUGAAAUGUUCUGGAAAAUGGGCACCAUGAGCAUGAAGACCUUUUUUGAUUCCUCAAGUACACUAGAAACAAAAAGUUUAACAUUGACAAAGGAAGUUCUCCGGGAAAGGCAAGAGCUGGAGGCUGCCGUGGAGGGGCUGCAGCCCCAAAUCAAUGCCGGUCUGGUCAAGCUGGAAGAGCUGAGGAAGACGCAGCACGCUCUGGAUCAGCACAAGGAUGACAUGGCAGCCAACCGAAACUUUGAGUACGAGGUCGAGAAAACUGUGCCACUGCAUAUAGACAUCUCUGGGACCGGUAAUUUCAUCACAAAUUGUGCAACUUGUCACUACACCUGUCACUAUCCCUGCGGAAUUCCCAAUGACGAUGGCAAGCGUGGUUGUGCUGCUAUAGAUCAAACGACAGGAAGAUGCCAGAAUUGCCCAGGCCGGUGUGUGUGGAACCUUCACUUCAACCAGAAAUACAGGUUUGAAUAUACAACAGUGAAAGAGAAAAAAACCUAUGCGGAGCUGAAGCAGAAGUAUGAACACGCUUCUGGUGAGCUGAUGACCACAGAGAAAGUGCUUGAAAAACUCAAUGAGGAAUAUGAAGAGGUGAAAGAGAUCUUGGAAGACCUGAUCCAGAAAUCGUCCGAAAGCCUCCAGCGCCUGCAGGAAAUUGCUCUGAAGCCCAACCCGCUCUCCACCCCGGAAUACAUCGACCUUCUCAUUGAGUCGGAAAAGCAGGAGCUGAAGCCCGGGUAUCAGGAAAGAAUCCGGUCACUGCAGGAAGUGAGGAAAGUGGCUGAGCUCAUCAAGAAGAUUGCCAACAAGGAGCCUCUGCUGCCAGGAGAGGAGAAUCUGUACAAGCAGCUUGAACAAAGAAAGCGGUCCCCUGCAAAGAACUUACUUAUGAGAGGGGUCGCUGCCAUUUCUAGCUGGUUUAAAUAAGGAGCAGUCCCUUUGCAGACAUCUUUUUGCUUUUGGCUAAAACUUGAAACUUCAGGUUAGAUAACUGCAAAUAAGACCAGAGUCAGGGAGGAGUGUGUGUGUGUGUGUGUG